UUGUUUGAUAACGUCUGCUUCGAAGAGACCAUAGGAAAGCGCAGAAGGUGUGGCGCGUUAAUUCAUUUAUUUAUCGACCGACACAGUAAUUAGAGGAUGAUCUUUGUUGUUUGUUGUUGUUUCAGCUAGUUGGCUAAUUAAACUCCGGUGACUUUUCUCCCAUAAAACGCGUCAGAAAUGGAGGAAUAGGCUACAAAGGCAGGGCUUGAAGGGGGAAAAUAUCUUGUUUGGGCGGAGUGAGUGUUGAUCGGUCAAGCUCAGGUCCACCGUGUGCACAAAUCAAAGAAGCAGGUUCCUGGUUUUGUGUUCACAUCCAUAUCGUCUGAAAAGUUUGGCACGGAGAAACUUCCCCGCUGUGUUUCUGAAGUCGUCUGCUAAGCGAAUUCCGGAGCAGCAUCAUUCACACUACGCUAGUCUCUACUAGGACAAGUAGAUCACUUGCGCAUCUUGCUGCAACAUGUCGGCUCCAGGUUAUCCAUCUCCACACCAGGCUCCAUACCCCAUGCCCCAAAUGGGUGACUCUGUACCCCCCUACCCAAUAGGGGGUUACGGGGAUCAUGGUUCUGCCCCCCCACCUGCAGGUUUCUAUAUGGGGUAUCAAGCCAACCCAAAUCAACCAGUCAUGUACCAGCCAAGCCCGGGUGGCCCACCACAGCAACCAGUCCAGAUGACUGCAUAUGGAGGUGAUGCUCCAUUACACACUGGCCCUUCUGCAGUGCCAGUAGGAGUACCACCAGGUCUAGAAUAUUUAACACAGAUUGACCAGAUCCUGAUUCACCAAAAAGUAGAGCUUUUGGAAGCUUUCAUUGGCUUUGAGACCAACAAUCAAUAUGAGAUCAAGAACAGCGUGGGCCAGAAGAUCUACAAGGCCAAGGAGAAGAACGACUGCUGCACACGUAACUGCUGUGGUUCACUGAGGAGCUUUGACAUGAAGAUUAAAGACAACAGUGAUCGCGAGGUCAUACGGCUGAUUCGCCCUUUUCGCUGCGCCUCCUGCUGGUGUCCCUGCUGCAUGCAAGAGCUGGAAGUGCAGGCACCCCCUGGCACUACCAUCGGAUAUGUGACCCAAGACUGGCAUCCCUGUUACCCAAAAUUCUCCAUCAAGGGUGCCAACAAAGAGACUCUGAUGAAACUAGAGGGACCCUGCUUAGCCUGCAACUGCUGUGGUGAUGUCAACUUCGAGCUGAAGGGCAAGGAUGGAGGAAAGUCUAUUGGUCGAAUCAGUAAGCAGUGGAGUGGACUACUAAAGGAGGCGUUCACUGACGCAGACAACUUCGGCAUCCAGUUUCCCUUGGACAUGGACGUGAAAAUGAAAGCUGUCCUGAUGGGAGCUUGCUUCCUUAUUGAUUUUAUAUUCUUUGAAAAAGUGGGAGACUCCAACCAACGUAACACGGUCUUCUCUUAGAGAAGUUGAAAUUCAACAUGCCUUCAUUCCUCUUAUCUUUUUAUGACCCAAAUACCACAAAAGAUUGAGAUACCUUAUCCAUCUCCUGUUGCUCAAAUCCAGCAUUAUUAGGCCUUCAACAGACUCUUACUGCUUUCUCUCACUUUAUAAUUUCACAUCUGACCCAUAGGAAACAGAAGGACAUUUGUAUGACAAAGGAAUGUGUUCAACCCAAACCAGUCUUUCACGUACAUCCAUGUUUGUUCACAAGUGAUAUGCAUGCCAUUUUCUUGACACACCCACAAUACUAAUGCCUUUUAGUUUAAACUGUAUUGUAUUCAGUGGUGUUGAGUUUUCUGACACUGUCCCACUUAUAACAAAGUAUAAUUGUAUCGUAUGAUUUGUAUAGACUUUCAUGAAUCAGGUUUUGCUGUCUUGCUGAAAAACCACUUUUUGUUACCAUCAAAUAGUCUUCAACUUUUUAAAGAUUGUGUAGACUUUACUGAUUACACCAACAGUGCUACAUCAUACCUCUUAUCUAAAAUUGUGAAGAUUUCUUUUGUGACAUGUUAUAACCUCAUUAUAUAGGUUUAGACAAAUUAUCUAAUGUAGUCUAGAAAUUAGUAUACUAAUUAUAUCCUCAAUUCUUAAUCUCACAGGUUUAUAUAUGCACCUCCUUACUUUCAUAACUGCAUAUUUCCUAUUAGCUGGCACUAAUUUAUAGUUACUUACAGGAUUUACUAAAUAAUACAGCUGAUGUAUAACUGAAUAAAAACCUGGGCAGUUAAGGGUUUAAUUGUUGGCUCCCACACAUCUGGAUACUGUACCAGUUAGUGAGGGGAAAAUCUGAGCAGUAACUGGGAGGACGCCUACUGGAAAUUAUUUCUUUUAUUUCAGUUCUUUUUCUGUAUUCCCUGUGGUGGAGGAUGACAUGCCUAAAGAACCCACUGUGUUACCAGUGUAUGGAAAAGGAUAGAGUGCACAGUAACAGACCUUGGUCAAAAGUGUCCAGUGUAACAGGAAACGGAAGUUUGCUUUACUGGAAAUGGAACCGCUUUCUUACUUAACAAACGUAUGAAAGCAAGCAACUUGCAAUGUUUUUAUCUUCACCAUGUACAUGAUCGAACCAUGUAAACACACCCGAUGUUAAUGUGACUUGUCAAUGUGGUUUAAUUUGCUUGUCCAAAUGUUUGCCUGUACACACAACUAAUUUAUGCUACUAAUUUUGUGCUGUCUGAGCUGUCCAUAUUUUUCACCAAAAGCUAAAGUUUAGCCAAAUUCUUCAUAAUAUAUUAGUUAAAUGAAGGCUUUCCAAAGAUUUCAUAGAAAUUAAGUAUGCUGGUAUUGGUAUGUCCCUGAAGAAGGCUUACAUUAUCCUGUACUUAACCUACCUUUGUCAUUAUAUGUUAAAAUAUGCAUGUCAUAAAGUGUAAAAUGAUAACCUUAACUCUGAGAAGGCUUUAUUUACCUGUGAUAUAAUUAACAUAACUAAUAAACAUUUACUAUGUUAAUGAUUCAUUCAAAAGUUUGAUUCCUACACAGCUACUGUACAAUUGCAUAACCUGAUCAUUCAGCACCACACUCUUUCAAGUAUUUGGAAAGUUCUGUCUCAUUCUACUGGUAAAAAUUUUUAUAAGCAGGUUGCUGGGUGUGAUAUGUACAUGCUUUUGUAUUCAAAAGACAAAUUUCCAUGGAAGGACUAAAAUAGCUAAUGUAACCCAGUCCAAAACAAUGACUGCUGCUUUAAUACAGUCCAGUACGCCACCUCCUGUUUGUUUGAUUACUAAAGAUACUAAAAAAAUGUUCAUCUUUA
Molecule: messenger RNA, 3197 nt
Organism: Hemibagrus wyckioides
Lineage: Eukaryota; Metazoa; Chordata; Actinopteri; Siluriformes; Bagridae
Gene: plscr3b
Product: phospholipid scramblase 3b
Exons: 10
Coding region: 458-1405 (315 amino acids)
Biological process (GO): plasma membrane phospholipid scrambling
Cellular component (GO): plasma membrane
Molecular function (GO): phospholipid scramblase activity
Source: RefSeq, a predicted model, not a curated record